Helobdella robusta is the source of this 2397-nucleotide messenger RNA. RefSeq lists its product as hypothetical. Bases 152 to 1363 code for a protein of 403 amino acids. The transcript has 17 exons. The record is from RefSeq and is a predicted model, not a curated record. Gene Ontology annotation, biological process: signal transduction. Gene Ontology annotation, cellular component: cytoplasm. Lineage: Eukaryota; Metazoa; Annelida; Clitellata; Rhynchobdellida; Glossiphoniidae.
UGUUUAGAUUGUUCAUUACAAAAUAUAUCUCUGAAACAGUUAACAACUGGUGUUACUCUGUUUUUUGGUUUACUUGAUUUUGAAUAUUGAUAUAAACAAAAACAUCAAAAUCGCAUUUUAAUAUUACUAUUUCUGCAAAAGCAAGAAGAAAAUGUCUUCAAGCGAUUCAUUUAUCGAUAAGCAGAUGUUACACUCACCACGCGACCAAUCAGCUUACAGUAUGGAACAUCACGUGAUCAGAUGUCCAAUCAUUGGAGAAAUUAAUGUUUACAUUCAGGGCAACAGAGCGGUCAGUAACGAAGUGGUCAUCAUGACGAUGCAUGAUCUGGGAUGUGAUUACAAUAUGUACCAGGACUUCAUAGACCACCCACGCAUGGUACCCAUUAGAGAUAGGACGGUCUGGCUACACCUGGAAGUACCUGGGCAAAGUUUCAACGCAGCCGAUCUUCCAACCGAUUAUCAGUUUCCAUCUAUGCAAGUCAUUGCAGAAGACCUCAUCACCGUCUUGAAUGUUCUCAACAUUAAAGAAGUUGUGUGCUUCGGAGAAGGUGCUGGAGCUAAUAUACUGGCGCGUUUUGCUAUGGCCAACAUAGGAAGGGUCCUUGGGGUAUGCCUCCUACAUACCACGGGUACUGCGGCGGGCCUCUUCGAGUCUAUCAAAGACAAGGUCAUGAAAUGGAAAUUCGACACAGCGGGAAUGAACGCAUCGGCUGAGCAGUAUUUAGUCCUCCAUCGAUUUGGCGGGUUCAGUAAAGCAAGAGACAAUGAAGAACUGAAAACGAUCGUCGAACAGUACCAGGAAAUCUUGCGAAAUAAAAUCAACCCGAAGAAUCUCAAACAAUUCGUCUGCGCUUUUCUCAAGCGCACAAACAUAGCUGACAAUGCGAAAGCCCUGAGCAGAUGUCCAGUCCUCUUGAUAACAGGUCAGCACUCUAUUUUCAACGCGACGACUCGAGCUCUCCACCAGGCCAUCUUGAAGACGUGCGAAGACAAAACGAAAGUUGAGUUCAUCGAAGUGGCUGGUGUCGCAAACGUUCUAGAGGAAAGGCCGGACAAGUUGGCUGAAUGUUUCCAGUACUUCCUUCAAGGAUUAGGAUUAGUUUCCUCCAUUCCAAUGCACAACGUACGUAGGAUGCUACGCAACAGAACAAUGUCAAUGGAGGAUUAUGACAGACCCAAGCGUGAUAGUUUCAACAGUAGAGGAUCGUCAUUUGAUCAGGACGGCCAAUUCACUCCUCCUCCUAUUGCGGAUCAGAGAAGAGGAGUACUAAGUGAGACGAUGCGUGUGGGGUCGGUUUCCCCGCCUGGCAGUCCCGCAAUCAUUGCUGGUCACCCCAUAGGCCCACUGGUCGAAGAAAAUUAAAUUUUCAGUUCAAAAGAACGUCACAAUUAGACCAAUAUAACUGUCAAACAAUAUUAUGGUAUAUAUUGGUAUUCGUUAUAAUACUAUGUUAAUAAAUAAUUAUAGUGAAUAUUCAUAAUUGCAAAUUAUAGUGAUGAUUUCCUAUCAUAUUUUAUUAUGGUAUUAUUUAUAGACAUAAUUGUUAUUAUUUCAAAAAGACAAGUUAGUUGUAUCUAUUGUGGUAAAACAAACAAACAAAGAAAUAAUAUCGCAAAGAAAAGAAAAUUGUGUUUAUUUUGUACCAGGGUGGGCAAACAACGGCCCGCGAGGCCUUGUUUGCAUAUGUGGCCCUUCAAAGGUAAAAUAUAGCUCUCAAUGCGGCCCUCACAGCAAAAAGUUUGCCUACCCCUGUUUUAUACUGUAGUUUUUAUUGUUAUUGCCAACUUUUUUAUCAUUCUCAUUAAUAUUAUUAUUCAUUACAUUAUUAUUUUUAUUAUUUAGUUUAUGUGUUGUUGAUAUUAUAUCACUAAAGGAUAUAUACGAGAUAUUAUAUAUGAUACAUUUUUAUGCUAUUAGAGUUAUUUAAUUCGUUUAAUAUUGAUUAGUUAAAUAAUUAUUUGUUCUAAAAUUUUUAUUCUAAAAUUUCAUUUAAAAUAUUUAAAAAAUUAAUUGAAAAUUCAAUAUGUAGGGGCGAUUAUAAUUAAGCAUUCGAUAGUUGGCAGAUUAAACCAUGGUAACACCAUAAACACUAUCAAAUUUUUGCAUCUUAAUAUUAUAUCAUGAUAUCAGACAACUCAUACCAGAUACUUCUGUAGUUGACUAUUUUUAAGAUCUAAAUGGAAUGCUUACUAUAUAAUUUGUAAUUAUUUUGUAUUAUAAUAAUAAUAAUUAUUAUAAUUAUAAUAAAUAUUUUUGUCGUAGUUAAAAUUGUUAUGAUCAAUCAUUUAUUUUAUUAAAAUUAGAUGUGAAAUUAUUUAAAAUUAAUUCAUUUGCCGUCAUCUUCAACAAGUUUGUUAUAUAACAAUUUUAUGUUCACCCUCCAUUAAACAGAGGAA